Messenger RNA from Porites lobata, 13922 nucleotides. The record is from the annotation of a GenBank genome assembly. Lineage: Eukaryota; Metazoa; Cnidaria; Anthozoa; Scleractinia; Poritidae.
AUGUUUACAGGCCUUGGUGAAGGUUUUCAAAUGCGAUGGUGCACAAUUUCAGAUAAGGAGACAUUAAAGUGCAAUGAUUUUGAAACCGUCAUAGCCACACUGGCUUCUCAGGCCAGUUUGCUUAAUGUCAAUUUUUCAUGUGUUCAGGGGAGUAACGCUGCAGACUGCAUGGCAAAAAUUCAGAGUGACGAAGCUGAUAUAAUUACUCUCGAUGGCGGAGAAAUCCAUACCGCAGGUAAGCCGACAUUUUUGGAUUACGUAUCCCCAAAUUAGAGAGCUCAGUAAUAAGGACAGUAAAAGCAGCGCGGACAUCUUCAAAACUGGGUUUGGUUCGAUUCCCAGGGCUAGACCAAUACUGAGGGUCUUAGAAUAACUUAGAAUUGAAAUGUACUGCCUUUGCCCUGCAAACGGUUAGACCUUCGCGUGGCUUUAAGCCUGCGAGGUGCAUUCGUUAUGUGUACUAUUUUUACAUUUCAGAUUUCUUUUUUAUGUAACUUUUUGGUUUCUUAGUUUUCAUAUACUAUCAACGUUCACUUUUUCCUUUUUUAAAAAAAGGCCGUGCCCCCCCCCAAAAAAAAAACGCCGUGCCCUUAGAAAUAUUAGCAACAAAUGAUAUUCCCAACUGUAAAACUAGCCUUGCUUCUUUUUGCUGCUGCUUUUAGCCCGAGUAGGUUUGUAUGCGUUCGUGAUUAGCAGAUUUAGCGACGACAGCAGUAACAACAAUGACCUCGGGCAUAUUUGAAAACCAAUCUGACCAAUGGCAGAGCGGCAAUGAGUACUGGAAGUCGCAUUUAGUACUUUCUGCGAGCUUUUGUGUUUUCAUUUGACAAAAGAAAAGAAAACGUUUGCUCUUCCUUACCCCAGUGCUUGCUUCUUGGGAUUUUUUAACAGUUGCUAUGCGACUUUGCCUUUUAAGGAAAGAUGCAUGAAAUGGUCCCCAUUGUUGGUGAAGAUUAUGAGAGUGGAGCCCCCACCACAAGUUAUUUUGCAGUGGCGGUUGCAAAGAAGAACUCAGACAUUACGUUUAAGACUCUUAAAGGAAAAAAGUCUUGCCACACUGGAGCGGGAAAAACAGCCGGCUGGAAUGUACCGGUCGGUACUCUUCUGUCAGAUAAUAUCAUGCCGACAGACGAGAGUUGCAAUGCUUAUAUUGCAGCUGGGAAGUUUUUCUAUAAAAGCUGCGUACCAAGUAAGAAAUUUUCACUUACUAUCCUCUCUAAAAUUUAGUUUUAAAUGGGUAUUACAACGCAAGAGAGGUUAGUGCCGCUAGCAGACUAAGAGGAGACUCUCUUCCCUUGAACUGAGUUAGUGAAGUAAUGCUGGUCUUUUCUCCCGUCUCCUGCCCCAGCUUCUCGAAAAGCAGGCCACGUACAACAUGAAGAGGGGCUUAUAACGAGGAACAAGUAGAUGUAGUAUAUUCCUCCUCUCCCGCGUGCAUUAAACUGUUGUGUCACCCCAUUAUCCCAGCGUCUCGAUAAAAAGACAAGGGUUAAAGCGUAAAGUAACGGAAGAAGUCUGGGGCUACCCUGGUUUAAUUUGCUUUGGCAAUCAAACUGUUUUCUAAGUUUGAUCUUACCGCAACCUCAGAGCGACCUAAAGGCAGCUGUUAAAUUGCGAUGAAUAUAUCCUCGGCAAGGCGGUUAUCAUUGAAGGCAACAAAGUUCACCAGAAGAACGUAGGAGCCUGUAGCGACUUGAUAGCCCACGUUCGAUAUAUUAAAAUUCUAACAUGACUCCGAGGCUUUCUGGUCAUUUUUCUACAUUUGGUUUGGUUUUCUUUGUGCUCAAGUCUCUUCUGGGAAUUGCGAGACAAUAAAAUCAUGAAAAAUGUGCAAUUUUGUCCCCAAAGCCUCGGAGUCAUGCUAGAAUUUUAAUUUAUCGAAAAUGGGCUAUUACUAGGGCUUUCCACAAGUUGCUCGGUUACCUUUUGCCAACUUCUCGUAUUUCGAGCAACUUUUUUCGUUUUGAGCAACUUUGUGCAUUCUGAGCAUUCUCUACUUAUCUUCUUAUUCUGAGAUAUCGGAGCAGCUUUUAGUGCUUAAAUUGGCCUUUCUUCCAUAUUUCACAAUGUUUUAGUAGACAAUUCCUCAGUUAUGAAUUUCCUGUAAAAAAAGAAGCCGGGCUGCUAGGUCAGCGAUUUUUAGAGAAAAUUCAAAACGGUGGACGAAGAUUCGCACUCGACUGACUUGAGUGUCUCGGGUGAAGAAGGUCAUUCAACAACCAUUACAUUUUAUGGUUUUAUUGAGAAUAAAGUCAUAUUUAGCGACGCUGGUUACACCGAAUAAUUGCACAAAAAAUGCUUAGGAAUCUCACUUUUGUUGUACAAUUUGCAUAUUUCAGCAUCAGACCAAAAACAGAUUUUGUUUAUUCGAGCAACUUUUGAGCAACUUUCGAUGCAAAAAGCAACAUUUGAUUGUUUUUUUGAGCAACUUUUUGGAAAAUCUCGAGCAACUUGUAGAAAGCCCUAGCUAUUACUAAAUUAGUUCUAGAAGCAUUAAUUGAUUUCUCUGCUUCCGAUUGGCCAGGUAAUAUUUUCUGGGCAAUCAGAAUUAAGUAAUUCAAAUGUUUUGUAAGGAUCUGGCUAUGAUUUGGCUAUGAGUAAUUACCCGGCUGCUCUUCCAUUCUUGAGGAAGGAUUCUUUGACAGCCUAACCCACAUAUUAUGCAAUCUGUAACGUUCUAACUUAUUUUAUCUUCAUCACAGAUGUCAAAACUGUCAAUAACACAAAUCCUUCAAACUUGUGCGCUUUGUGCCCAGACGAAUGCGAAAAAAGUGGCAACUAUUCUGGUUACAAAGGCGCUUUCCAGUGCUUGAAGGACGGAAAGGGAGACGUAGCGUUUAUAAAGCACACUACAGUGCCAUCAGCUGAAGCUAGCGAAUAUAAAUAUCUGUGUAAGGAUGGAAAUACUAAGGGUAGGUAUUACUGAAAGUUUUCCACUGAUAAAAGCUGAUAAAAGUACUUAAAGGCGCUUUAUUUUACUAAAUUCACCCAUCCGUUAAACUGACUACCAAAUUGAGUGAUCCGCUGUCGCCUACUAAAACAGUGAAAAAAUUGACGCAUCAAGUUAAAAGGAAGACGCGCAAAAUUCUGUCAGGACAAAACAGAAAAUAGAUAGUAAUUAAGUAUUUUUGAAAACUUUUAAGCUGAGCAGUUUUUCAAAGUUUUCCUUUAGUUUUUGUGACCUGCCUUGGAUGAUAACGCGACUCAGGAUACGGCAUAUUGAGGACAUUUUUGUACGUGAUGACCUCAAUAAUGUUAACCUUUUUGACAUGGUACCGUGAGUAAUCAUUUUCAAAAUAAACAAAAUGCAGUUACAAUCCCAUUCAGCAUGCCGAUAUCGCCCAAUAAUGAAAACAACCUCCUGUGAACAUAAAUGCGUUCUAGGCAUUUUCAUUGAACCCAGACGUAGUUAAUCGAUAAACCGAUAAUCGACAAUAAUCAAUAGUAAUCGAUAUUGAUCAUCGGUGAAGAUAGAUUUCUGACAUCAAUCGAUAGAAAUCGAUAAAGAAAAAAUGUUGUGACUCCCAUUAAUAUCGAUUUCCGAAAGAAAUCGAUAAUGAUUUUUUAUCGAUUGUUAUCGAUUACUAUCGCUUAUUAUCGGCAAACACUUGAGUCAUUAUUCGGUAGAAGUUCAACAUUAACAGAUGUUGACCGUAAGGUAUUAUUUAGUCAUUCAGUCGUGAUAUCAUGCAGUUGUUUCAAUAGAGAGAAGUGUGACGUCACGUUACAUAUGGUAGCACUAUUUCUGGAUGACAACAAAACCAACGACGAUGGCGACGGCAAUGAGAACGGCAAAACAUAAUAUGUUUAUAAUAACAAACAACAACUUUGCACAUGCAUCACGCUAUUUUGUUCAUUUCUUUGCCGUUGUUGCACCACCACGACAUGGGACUUCCUAAUUUCAAGAGCCCACUAUACGGAGUAGGUGAACAAAACACCAAAAUUCUCGCUUUCUUUUCUAAACUUAGAUAACGAUAGAUAUGGUCCCAAAGAAAAUUUUGCCAAGAUUUGCCAAAUUAAAUGAAACUGAAUAAGAUCGGUGAAGGUUGAAAUAGUGGGAAUAGACUUUUAAGUAACUUUUUCGGUUUGUUGUCAUCCAAAAAUUUUGCUACCAUGGCAACGUGACGUAACGACUUCUCCGCUCUAUUGAUAAAAUACUAAAAGAACAAAACACUAACAGGAACAAAUUGCUCUUUGUUUUAGCUUAAGCGCAGUUCAUAAUAAGAAAAAAAAGGCUAUUACAAAAGUGGCAGAAAAUAGCUCUCUGUUGCUGUAGCAACUCCAUAAAUAUGAAGCAUAAUAAAGAACAAAAUCAGUGUUCUUAUGAUUUCAAUGAAAUAACUACGUCUACAUUGAAUGGACAUGUAAAGAUCUAUUAAAACAAACCAGGAAACGGAAGAAACAACAACAAAAAAUGGAAUCUGGUGAAGACUGCGCCUGGAGUAGUUGCUGAAGUCAUCAAGAAUAAAAUGUGUAAAGCUAAGGGCGGUCUCAUGGGGGUUGCUUGCCAAAUAGCAUCGUCGUCGUCAUGCAACCUCGUUCCCAGGUUCUCUCCCGCCCUUCUCUCUCGCUCCGUAGGAAAGGGAGGGACGGGUAUAAGCAGGAGCCCAUCCUUCUGGUAGGAGAAAACCCUGGGAACGAGGUUGUAUCGUCAUGUUCAGAAUAUUCACUUCAAGAGCAUUGCUUGUUAUCGACUACUAUCAUUCCUAUCGAUUUUGUUAAUCGAUAAUAGUCGAUAAAUUAUUUUUUCUGUGCCUUCCAUUUCUACCGAUUUCCGAUAUCAAUAGAUAUUAAUCGGCAGAUUAAAUCGAUUAAUAUCGAUUGAUUUCCGAUAAGGAUUUUCAUCGAUUAACUACGUCUGGAUUGAAUUUGUGAUCAUGCUAUCCUCGCAUAUUGCUUUACUUUAAAAAAAGCCUGAUCGCAACUUGGCUACUCUUACAAACCUCAGAGCUGGCUAGGCUCAUUUCCUAGAGCAGACCUUUUAUAUAUAGCCAUGAUUAUUUUCUCGUGAUGUUUAUGGAUGUGAAAAUAACUAAUAUAAUAUAUAGAUUUAGCCAGGGCUAAAAGCGAGGCUCCCAUUAGUAAAUUUAUAAUUUAAAUUAAACAAUAAACUUGUAUUCGAAUUCCACAAUUCAGUUAACUUUAGAGCACAUUUAUGUGACUUUUGAGGGAAAGGCUACCUGAUUUUAGAGAAAAAUAAUUUGCAAACAGCCCAAGAGUGAACCAAAUCUUACAUCGAGUUGAUAGCCUCAUAUGUACACUCAAAAACUGGUAAUCAUCUUUCAUCACAUUUAAGAGCCGUAAUGGCUAUUGAUCACCGUAGAUCAAUUAGGCUUAGAAAAAAAACCAGGCCAACGUUUUGGCGUUCGACAAGUUUACUUUGCAAAAUCUUGCCAACAAAUCUGGGUGCGUAUAAACCAACCUUUUAUACCAUGGACAGAAAGCAGUAUUUCACAAUACAAAUUGCUCUCAUUCAAUAUUCAUAAACUGUUAAAAAAAUUUUCCAAAAUCACCUAUACGGCCAUCCGGUUCUCACUUUUGUAGUGCGAGCUGUAGCGAGUGUUUGAAUGAACAUUAACAGAGUUACGCUCCAAGAUAAUAAAGAAUUUAUCAUGUUUAUUUUUUAUUUGAUGGUUUAACGCGCGGCAUUUUGAGAACUCCUGCAAGCGAUGUUCACUGAACGACUGAAAACAAUCGGCAUAGCGAUUAAAUUGCAUUAUAACAUAGCUAGAAAAUUCGCCUAAUCAAAUUCAAUAGCGCGAGCGUGCUUCAUAUUCCUAUUGAGCACGCUGAUGACGUCAAUAAACUGUUCGUAAUUCCUCGAGUUGUUGUGAGCUUAGCAAUCCUGAGUCUCCUGAGUGCAUCCAUAACUCAGCAAUAGACAAUGAAGCGUUUACCAUGUGUUUUGUAAAGAAAUUUAAGAGGAAACGUUUGAAUUUGUUAACCGAUAGUAAGGAAAAGAGGUGAGUGUUGUUGUUGUUGUUGUCAUCUCCGCGAGCUGUGCGGGCUAUGGCGUGAGCUCAUUCUUUGCAAAGUUGUUUUCUCUCAAUAACAAUUUUUCGGUAAAUUAAUAGUUUUCCGGCACCUAAAUAUGGAUUUUACAAUCAUUUUAGAGUACACUUUCUCUCAGUUUCAGGAUAAAAACAUAAGAUUAACUGUGAGAAAAAAAGAUAUAUUCACGUAAACAUUGACGCGUACUGCUUUGAGCGCGCCCUUCAAUAAUAAAAUUUUCAGUUAACUGCUGCAUUGAUCGCUUUGAUAAUGUUAUAAAACAAUUAGUUCAUGCUGCAGCUGUGCGUAUGUCGAGAUAUUGAGCACUUGGGAAGUUUGGAGAGCACUCAAGAGGCUAGAGUUGCACUCGGCUGCGCCUCGUGCAACUCUUACGCCUCUUUCGUGCUCUCCAAACUUCCCGCGUGCUCAAUAUCUCGACAUACGCACGCUGACGCAUGAACUAAUUGUUAAAGAGAGACUACUAACAAUCAAUAAAAGAAAUAUAAUUCGGUGAAACAAAAACAGAGACAACAAUUUUCAUUCAGGAAGACAAGUAUUAAAGUGUCCCUAAAUAUCCUGAAUCUUCAAGCUUCAAGCUUAAGUUUGCUGAAGUUUAUGUUUUAAGCCAGCUUCCCGGUGUUUGUUUUUUCAAAGACGAACUCGAGGCAAGAAAAUCGCUCAAAGCUUUCUUUUCCGGCUAGAAUUAUAACUAAAGAUUCUUUGGAACAUUUUCUUUCUAUUUGCGGUGAGAAACUGUCUAAAGGCUUUUUAAAGUUCUGUAAGAUUAUAUCAAACCAGAUACUCGGUGAGAUCGUUGUCUCAAAUCUUACAAACGCGCAUAAACUAAAUUCCCGCAUAAACUACGCUCCACUUCAUUAAAUUAGAUACAAAAAACAAACAUGAAAUACAAUAAUUUCUCUGGCUUACCAUUCGAGAUGCAGCUCCUGAAAGUUAUCAGGUAAAGCCAGUAUCGCUUCAGACUUUGCAAUCCUCUUACGCAUCAAGCAAGGUGAAAACGAAAACGAUGCCAUCCGAAAUCGGAUUUCCGACUUUGACAAGCGACGUUUUCUCAACCAAAAACCCAAUAAACAAACUAGCCAUGAGUAACAGAAGACUCCUGAUAGCAGCUGAAUUUCAUUUUGUACAUCCAGUGGAAAAAGACAGUUAAAAACAUCACAAGUUGACACAAAACUCUGUCAGCUUCAGCUGUUAAAGUAAACAAGAUUCAAGAUGGUGCAUAAAUUUUGCGCAUGAACUCACCUGUCAAAUUUUGACCAAUCAGAGCAUAAAAAUUGGACGUAGAGCGUGACCAACGCGUGACCAUUGUGAGAAAAAACAAACGCAACUGUCUUCCCUGCCUGUAACAGCUGGCUGAAUUUUCACGUCCGAGCUCAGUUUGCAAUCAAAAUUUUAAUUGUGCAGCACAUAAACACAACAUAUUUCAUAUGAAUUAAGAAAAAAAAUUGAACUUGAGCCUGCGAUCACUUGAAAACUAGUUUACUUGUCAGCGGAUAACUUCAAAAAAUACUUGACCUCGACGGGUCGAUACCUUAGCCCGCGAUACGGUCAAGUGAUACUGGUCAGCGGGUACUCUGUUUUGACAGCUGUCAAUUGAUCAAAACAUUGAUGUCCAAUAUGUGUGCAUUAUCAGUUUUCCUGUGCUCCCAAACUAGUAAAAGUAUGAGAUUGAACGUUGUUCGCGAUCUAGUAAAACAGUUAACUGGUCAGCGGACAGCUUCCAAAUAAAUCACGUCACCGACACGUCACCUCGAUGAGUUGACACAUGAGCCCGCGAUAUGGUCAUGGGAUACUGGUCAGUGGCUAUCCUGUUUGGACAGCUGUCAAUUGACCAUAUUGUUAAUGUCCUAUAUUAAAGAUGUGGACUUGCCAAGACACGCCUGAGACACCCCUCCCUUCCUUUUGAUAGUCUCCCCUACCCCACCCAUACAAUCUGUAGACGCGUACGUACGUACGUACGCUCGGUCAAUCACGUGACAACCAAACGAAAAGAGGUUGACCAUAUUCCAUGGGUAUGGGGCUCUGUCCCACGCGCGCUUCGCGCGCGGGAGCCCCGCUAUCAUGCCUUGACAACAGCCUACCUCUAAAGCUAUUAUUUAAUCAGCGGGUUAAGUGAACUUUAAUAGUCCAUAAUGUACUUACAAAAAAGUCAUAAUCGGUGUUACGAAAAUGAACAAUUAAUGUUUUAUGAAAAUGACUGUGAGGGUAACCGUACGUUUUUAGCGGAGCCUCGACUGCUGGAAACCUAUCGAUGCAAGAAAAUUUGGUUAUGACGUCAGCUUACGCUCGUCCGUACAGAUUGGGAGGGAAGGACUAACUAGACAUGAAUCCCUUCCCUCCUCCCCAAAAUAGUUUUUUUGUCCCUAUUAUUUCAAAAGGCUUUAGAAAUGAAAAGCUUCAGUUAGAGAGCAUUUCUUCUCCUACUGCGAUCAAACUAUGCAUAGUGUUUUUUUGCUGUAAAAAUGCGACAUUUAGCUUGCUGGGAGAGUUUUUUUAUUUCAGGGUUUUUACAGGAGCUUACUCAACAACGACGGCGAUGGCAACGAAAACGUCAUUUAAAAAGUAAAUACGCGCUGCUUCAAACUUUAUAGCACUUAUUCCAUCUAGUUCAAUUCGACAAAUGUUGGUAAAAUUAUCUGGAGUUGAUUUCUAAGACUGUAUCGAAGUUCGGGAAAAAAAAAAAAAGAAAGUCGUUGUCUUGUGUUCAAGUCCUUCAAAAUGUGAAGUUAGGCAUUUUCGCAACGUAGUCGUGAAGUGACGGCAAAGAAAAUUAAACCUAUUGCUAUUCUACAGCUCUCGUUGUCGUUGCCAGCCUUCGUUGUGCUCCUUAUUCACCCCCAAAAAGGUAAACUGAUAUACCGAAGGCUCCUGAAGUUAAGUAGGGAUUUAAAGAUUUCUAUUUAAUGGCGAAGAGUUUAUUUGUUUAAACUUAAUUGCUUUUAUUGUAAGUAUCUAAACGGAGGCUUCGUUUUUAGCCCUGGCUAAAUCUAAUAUAUAUUAAUUAUGUAGCUGUUAGUUAAUCCGAUAUUGUCAGCAAAGCGAUUAUCCUUUAAUUUUUACGAACUGUCCAAUUAAGGAUUAAUUUGGAUAGUUUUAGAUAGGACUUUCCUUUACAAAUAUAGGCAAACUGUCCAAUUUAGGAAAAAUAGGACAGCUGGUCUGAGCCAAUCAAAUGCUAGAAAAUACAAUAGGUAAUUCAAACUAGCCAAUCAGCGCAAAGUCCCUGUGACACUGCGCCAAAAAAAAUCUCGUUGGCUGAUGGCGGUUCGUUGGCGAACUUUUUUGGCUUCUUGUUGCUGUGAGUGUUGUUUUGUUUUGGCUUCUUGUCUGGGCCAUUUAAAAGGAAAAUGUAAGACCAAACUGAUGAAAGUUUGCAUUCAUGGAAACAAUCAACUAUUCUUGAAAAUGUACAAGCACUCAAACUUUGGACCAGAAUAAGAAAACAACGAUAGUUGUGUUUUAAUAGAUAUAGGCAAAUACAAACAAAAGAACAAAGUCUGCGGAAAUCGUUUCAGGUAAUGAAUGAAAUGUUUACUUUCAAUAGUUUUAAAUUGAACAUUUACAUUGUUGCUUUGUCUUCUUUGUACUCGAAUUGCGGUUUUCACAUGUAAAUCACGUCUGUGACACGUACGCUAAAAAGUCUGGAUUAACUAACCAGCUAUAUAGUUUAUUAUUUAUCAUAAGUCUGUGGCUUUUUUUUUUUCGUAGAAGCAAGUAUGGCAGCAAAAAAAUUAGAGUGAUUUUAACUUAACCCGUGAAAUAUGUAGUAGAAUACUACACUAUGCGCUAAUUCCAUUGUCUUCCUUUGUUUUCUUGUGGCUAUUUGUUAGUAUCUGUUUCACGGGUCAAGUAAAAUCACUCUAUUGAGUAUUUAUUUAGAAUGAUCGUGGCUCCCAUUCUUUUACAAAAGGCAAUCGGCCAAUUGCUAAGGGGUUUAAAGAUUUUAUUUACUAUUGGGCCUUACAGACCACUGAAUUGUAUGAACAUAUAUCUGUCUCGGUUUGCAAAAAGGUACCAUCAUGAUUUUUCAUUUAAGGCUUGUUCAGUACUAGACCAUUUUUUUUCGCUAACAAGCUACAGUACACCAAACAAAAAACAUGUGUUUCAAAUGCUGUUUACAUCUUUUCCCACCCACUCUCCUCCCUCUCCCCCACAUAUCAUUUCUCAUUAUUUUCUCCGUGACAUUUGAAAUCAGCGCGCUCUGUAGAACUUGUUUUCCGUGGUUUUUUAAUUAUCUAGAUUUCUUUCUGGCCGCCCGCAACAAAAUUUUCCGGAAGGCAUCAUUAAGCCUUAUGAAGGAACAAGUCUCACGAUUGGCAAAGUCUGCCGUCGUCCAAUAGCUCACCUCGGAAAAGAGUGAUAGCCUAGGAACCAAACUAAGCGCGCACGCAUUUAUGGGAUUGUUUGGGGUAACAAGUUGAAUUACUACGAGACACGCAAGUCGUCAUGUGCCUUUGUGCACAAAUAAUUUCAGGAACUCUCCUAGUCAGGAGCAAGACCUAUCCAGCGAUCUCUGAAGUUGUUUCACGGUGCAUUCUUCUGGUUUUUCGCGUGGUAAAGUCGUUCCAGGCACAUAGUCUUCCUUCAGCUGUACAUUAUCGUGUUCAAUUCCGCCUUCCGUUUUGCAAUGUUUUGCUAUUUUGAGCUGUUUUAACCCCGCUGAAACAUUCCACUUCGCAUUCCGCCCUGUUUGUUUACAUUCGCGUCCCCCCAAAUAAUCCCAUAGAUGCAGGCGCGCCUAGGUUAGGUCCCAGGUUAUCACUCUUGUCCUAAGUGGGCUAUAUGUUGCCGUAUUUCGUCUCAUUUUGGCUGAACGGGUGAAACGCUGUUCUCGGCUUGAGACCGAAAGGGAUCAUAUUGCGAGCUUUGAUGUGGGCGGUGACGAGUCUCUGGCCUCAAAAAAAUAGUUUUUAGGACUCAAAUCUAUUUGGCGAGAGCAAAAUUGCAGCUGAUUUCUGACGAGGCCAGAGACUUUGCUAAAAUUGUUUUGAAGGCCGGCGUCCAUGUGUCCGUUUCAAAACGGCUCGUCUACAUCAGGGAUCUUGAAUAAUUCGACUGAGUGAGGAAAGUUUACAUGCGAUGAUUUAUGUGGAGAAAGCGAGAGUUAUUGGUCGAGAGUAAUUUGAUGAUAUUUGGCAAGUAUUAAGUGUGAAAACAUUGUGCCUAGUUGGUUGUGGAUAGUUUUAUCAGUGCCGCGAACGUGGUUAAUUGUAUGAAGUGGUUAAUCCUGAAGUUGUUAGCAGACAAUUCAGGUACGUCGUGGUGCUCGUAUUAUAAGAAUAUUGUGCACAAGGAUAAAAACGCUUCGUGAGUGUUUUAUAGUUGAAGUGAUUUUGUCUUAGACAACCGAUUCUGGGCUCAAGAAAGGUAAAUUUUAGGUCUGUUUUAGUCGGGCGUAUCGCUAUAAGCCUCAUAGUUUGCGAGACUGAAAGAUCAUCAUUUCUGUGCUUAUAAAUAAAUGUUGUUCAUUUCGUUACAAAUCUGUCGCUUUUGCCAAGAGCGACUUUUCGUGUGUCUCCAGCGAUUAAUUUGUUCUUUUAAAGCCUUAACUAGCAAAUUUCAACAGUUUUUUAUUCACCUCAAGGGUCAAGUUGUUAAAACUCACUUGAAAUUUCUUUAGGUACCUUUUUAUAAAUUCAGGCAGAUAUAAAAAACGUUUGUUUUUCACAUACGUACAACAAAUGUUGUCUAGCUCGAGUUUCGUCCCAUGUCGUGAUGAUAUAAUUCGGAAACCGUUAAAACGCUAACUAUGCCUCACUAGAAACCCAAAAUGGAUGAAAUAUAUUGAAAUUAAAAGUGGUGACAUUCUUUUCCAGCCAACUGGAACGACAACUGUUACCUCGCGAAAGUUCCAUCGCACGCCGUGAUGGUGAAAAAAGGAAACACUAACAAUGCCAACUACAAAAGACUAUUGCUGGAUGCUUCUAACGCCUACGGAAUCAAUCAAACUAAUUCCAGCAUGUUCCAGUUAUUUGAGUCAUUCAAGUACAUGAACGGCUCUGAUCUCUUAUUCAAAGAUUCAACAAAGAAGCUGGUUGAUGUUGGAGAAAAAAACACCUACCAGAAAUGGCUUGGUGACCUGUAUCUGAAAGACCUCGAGGCCUUAGAUGCGUGUCCAUCUACCGCCCCAACUGCAGGAGGCAACAUUAACAAGCUACAAUCAUUGGUUGCCAUGAUCUCGGCCUUCAUUGCGGCACUUUGUUACACAGGAACUUUGUUUGAAUAAAGGCAAUGAAGCAGUGAGGCUAAAAUAGCGCCCUCUGUUCCUGCUUCUGCUAAACAUUCAUUUGCUUGGCAGUGCAGCUUCUUCACCAGUGCUUUUCCCUUGGAAAGAAGUGAGUUUUUGCCAGCACUCGUGCCUAAUUCUGAGUAGAGUUAAUUGGAAACCCGCUUUAAGAUCAACUGGUUCACACGACCUUCUCGUUAUUAUAACUAAAUUCUUUUGACCAAUCACAAAGUCACUCAGUCAACUUCUUAUGUGAAAACCAAGUUAAUAAUGUCACUUCCAUAUUGGUCUUUUGCAGUUGGUCAGUCACUUGGUACAAAAAUGCCAUGCGGCUGACACGAAAGAAACGCUAUGGGAGGAGACAAAUGAACUUGAUGUGAGCUCUUUGUUCGUCUUGUGCCAGCUUGGCGUUUUUGUACCAUGUAGCUGAUCAGCUGCAAAGAAACUUUUCUUGAACCUUGGGCGGUCUCAUUUACGAGGUUUCACAGUAUUUUUCUAGAAAAUGCUGACUGAGGUAAUAAGAGCAAAUCCUUAUCAACAUACGUGAAAAGACAGAGGUCAUGAAUUUUUUUUCCACAAAGGGGUGGAGCAUUUAAAUUUUGAUGGGGGAGGGCAAUUAAAUACACGGCUUUGUCAAAAGAAAAAAAAAAGAUGCUUUUUCCUUUGCGAUUAUGCUGAUGAAAAAAAAACAACAAAAAAAACAAAAAAAAAGCUCGGCAAGGGGAACCGCCAAGAAAAUCAAACCAGAACAAUUAGCCGUUGAAAACAUUCGUGCUCGAAAAAAUGGCACAUCCCCGCCCCCUCUCAAAGAUAAAUGGUGCAUCGAGAAAGUCAGUGAACUUCGCAAACUCAUUUUCAGGUUGCAAACUAAGUAGCUAAGUGCACUUUGGUUGAUUCUCAGUGAAAGAAUAAGCAAAGUCAAUUUUAAAUCAGAAUUUACUGAAUUGAAAUGAAGCAGAGUGUGACUUUGCAAACGGGUUUCCAGCUGUUUUGUUGUUCCAGUCACGAUAGAAUAGACAAAGUUGAGCUUGAUAAGUCAUUGUUUGGCAAACUAGGAGAGUAAUUUUGUUUCAUUCAAGAAAGAAUAAACAAGGUUGUAGUGGAGUUUUCUUCUUUUUUUUCUUUUAAGAGCAAAUUUCUUUGUUUCAUUCGAAAAAGAAUAAACAAAGUUAAACUCGAUUAUUCUUUUGUUGACGCGGAUUUGAAAGAUGAUUUAAAAAGGAAUAGGUUUCUUUGUUUCAUUCGAGAAAGAAUAAACAAAGUUACACUCGAUCAUUCUUUUGUUAACGCAGAUUAGAUAGAUAAUUUAAAGAGGAACAGGUUUCUUUGUUUCAUUCUAAAAAGAAUAAACCAAGUUACAUUCGAUUUCUCUCUUGUUAACGCAGAUUACUGGGUAGAUUAUUAGAGAAAAGUUUCUUUGUUUCAUUCGACAAAGAAUAAACAAAGUUGUACUUGACUCAGUCUGUUGUUAGCGCAAACGAGUAUAAAAGGAAGUUUCCUUUGAUUCAUUCGAGAAGAAUAAACAAAGUUGAAGAUUUCUUAGUUUGUUUCAUUCCAAAAAGAACAACCAAAAUUGUACUCGAUUAUUUUCUUGUUGACGCCGAUUAGAAAAAUAAGUGUAACAAUGUGUAAGAACAAAAUGGUUUUCUUUGUUUCAUUCGAGAAAGAAUAAACAAAGUUUAUCUCG